Penicillium diatomitis is the source of this 1095-nucleotide messenger RNA. RefSeq lists its product as uncharacterized. Gene Ontology annotation, cellular component: plasma membrane. Lineage: Eukaryota; Fungi; Ascomycota; Eurotiomycetes; Eurotiales; Aspergillaceae. Gene Ontology annotation, biological process: intracellular protein localization. Bases 1 to 1095 code for a protein of 364 amino acids. The record is from RefSeq and is a predicted model, not a curated record. The transcript is spliced from 2 exons.
AUGGCAUCACACGACUCUUUCUCCGACAUUGAGCAGCGAAACCGGCUGCCGACCCUUUUCGAGGUUCUGAGUCGUCGCACUUUGGCACCUGUCGAUCUCUUCUCGUUCUACAUUUACAUGCGUGAUCAGCAUCGUUCUGUAGAUUACCUUGACUUUUGGCUCGAUGUCUCCCAACACAUGUCACUUUGCCGUCACUAUGUCCGAGAGCUUCGCCGGUCGGUCUUGGUCGCAACGCCCGACAUGGAGAGAAUCGACAGCCGUGGAUCCGCAAUGCUGGAAAAUCUGGAAAGCCUGGGCGACAUCCCACUAGUGGAGGCUGGUCCUUCCCGGAUGCAUCAGAAUGAGAAGGAUCGUGAUGCUGAUCAUCGACUUUCUGCUUUCCUUCGCUCAGAGGGUCAUACCUCUCACUCCCCUCAAAAUAGUGUUGGAUCUCAACAGUCCGGUCUCGACCGCAGGCCUAGUAGCGGCAACGGAAACGGGGUGGAUUCGAAUUCUCCGGGUCAUACAGUUGGCCGUCACGACAUUCGAGCCAGCGCGGAGAAGAUCCUCUACACCUAUCUGUUACCCGGCGCUGAGCGAGAAAUCGUCUUGCCAGAAGCCAUGGUCUCGACCUGCAUCAAUCUGAUCGAGGAUGAUGGCCGUGACGACCCGCAAGUGUUUGACUCGGCGAAGGACUAUGUCUUUCAAGCCAUGGAGCGCGAUGCCUUUCCGGGGUUCUUGCAGGCCAAGGCCCUGGGGAACCUGGUGCCGCUUAGCAUCAUUGCCCGCUUGGCCUUUGCUUUGAUCUGUUUCGGUGCCGGCUUUUGGGCUGCCUUCUACGUGGUCCUCCGCAAUGAACCUCGCCAUGUCCGCUGCUGGGUCAUCUUACCCUUUGCCAUUGCAUCAUACUUUAUUGUCUCCUACCGGUACAAGAUCGAUCCGGUCAUGGCGUUUUUGGGGUACAGCGAGUACACUUUUAUGAACUGGGGCGUGAUUCGCGAGCCUUAUGUUCGGAAACUCUUGAACAAGCGCGCUCUGAUCACUGCCUUGAUGUCCUUUAUCACCGCUGCUGCAUUGAGCAUAUUGUUCAUCUUUGUUCCUGGAACCAUGCUGUAA